Aedes albopictus (Asian tiger mosquito) is the source of this 1734-nucleotide messenger RNA. RefSeq names its product carboxypeptidase Q-like. Gene Ontology annotation, molecular function: metallodipeptidase activity. Bases 59 to 1669 code for a protein of 536 amino acids. Gene Ontology annotation, biological process: peptide catabolic process; proteolysis. The record is from RefSeq and is a predicted model, not a curated record. The transcript is spliced from 3 exons. Lineage: Eukaryota; Metazoa; Arthropoda; Insecta; Diptera; Culicidae.
UCGUUACUCUGCAGCGCAGCGGGAAAGUGCGCAGACACGGUUCGGUUGGCGUGAAGAGAUGGACGCAAUGCGGUUUCAUUCUCUACGGGAGACGCACUCAAACUCAACUGAUAUCGCUCACAGAAAGGGGUGGUGGUGGCGAUCAUCCACGCUCGUCAGUCGGGUUCUGUCCAAAGCCAUGGGAACAUCGCGUUCUAAGUUCGUUCUGCUGCUCGCAGGCAGCCUAACUCUGCUAGCAGUGCAAGUUCUAGCCGGUGUGUUGGACAAUCGCGUCGAUCAAUACUCAUUCGGUGGCGGUGGUGAUAAUGGAGCAGAAUCGUGUAAAUUGCCAGACAGCUUGAUACGGGAGAUCGAAGGUUAUCAACCGAUUGUGGACAAAAUCAUCGGCAAGAUCGUUGAUGGAGAGUUUGCGGGGCAGACGUGGCAGAGUUUGGCCGAUUUGGUGGACACUUUCGGUGCGCGACCGGCCGGAUCGGAUCAGCUGGAGAAUGCGAUCGAUUACGUGUUGGAGAAUAUGAAGCGGGAUGGAUUGGAGAAUGUGCACACGGAGAAUGCUACGGUGCCGCAUUGGGUGCGGGGCUUCGAGAGUGCUCAGCUAGUGGCGCCAUUCAAGAAGAAUUUGCCUCUGCUGGGGUUGGGGGGAACGGUGGGGACUAUGCGAGGUGGAAUCAUUGCCGAAGUGAUAGCGGUAGAAUCUUUUGAAGAGUUCAGUCAACUUACUACCGAUCAGGUGAAGGGGAAGAUCGUGGUGUUUGUUCCAAAAUGGGAAGGGUACGGAAAAACGGUUGUCUAUCGAGGUAAAGGAGCUUCGGUGGCAUCAAAGAAAGGAGCCGUGGCCAGUUUGAUUCGAUCCGUUACGCCCUUCUCGAUCGGUUCUCCACACACCGGAUGGCAAAGCUACGAAGAUGGUGUUAAGAAAAUCCCAACGGCUUGUAUCACAGUGGAAGAUGCCGAAAUGAUUCUGAGAAAGUACCGAAAGGGAGAGAAAAUGACGAUUCAUCUGGAAAUGGAAGAUCGGAGCUUGGAUCCGUUUGUGUCGCGCAAUACGAUCGCCGAACUGCAGGGUACAACGUUCACGAAUACUUCUGUGGUGGUUGUGUCGGGGCACUUGGACAGCUGGGACGUGGGUGUCGGUGCGAUGGAUGACGGAGGUGGCGCGAUGAUUUCAUGGAAAGCUUUGACUUAUUUGAAAGCUAUGGGCUUGAGAGCGCGGCGGACGAUAAGAGCUAUUCUUUGGACAGGCGAGGAAGAAGGCUUGCUCGGAGGUCAAGCCUAUAAAGAGGCUCAUAUGGAAAACGAACAGAAAGAGUUCAACUUUUUCUUCGAGUCCGACAUGGGAACAUUUGAGCCAAGGGGCUUGGAUUUCACCGGGAACAAAGAUGCUGAGUGCAUCUUUAGAGAAGUAGUCAAACUAAUGACCGCACUGAAUGCAACUGAGUUCGGUACGCCUGCUGAUGGUGGACCGGAUAUAAGCCAUUGGACUAGUCGGGGAUUCCCAGGAGCAUCGUUGCUGAACAAAAAUGAGAAAUAUUUCUGGUUUCAUCAUUCUGCCGGGGAUACCAUGGCCGUUGAAGAUCCGAAGAGUUUGGAUAAAUGCGCUGCCAUCUGGGCUGCGGCAGCCUAUGUAAUUGCUGAUUUGAGUGUGGCAAUGCCGAAAGAUGUUGUGUAGAAUAGUUUUAGAUAUCUAGUGGGAAAGCUUUAAAAUAACAUAAUAGCAACAAAAUUAAAAAUGAG